This is a messenger RNA of Budorcas taxicolor (takin), 1779 nucleotides long. RefSeq names its product cationic amino acid transporter 3-like. Gene Ontology annotation, molecular function: amino acid transmembrane transporter activity. The transcript has 10 exons. Lineage: Eukaryota; Metazoa; Chordata; Mammalia; Artiodactyla; Bovidae. Gene Ontology annotation, cellular component: plasma membrane. The record is from RefSeq and is a predicted model, not a curated record. Gene Ontology annotation, biological process: amino acid transport; transmembrane transport.
AUGUCUAGGAUGCUGUGUCAGCAUGUUCGCCAGUUUGGUCAGAACCUGGUCUGCAGGCGGCCACUGGAGCCCAUAGAAGAAUCUGAGAGUCCCAUGGCUCAUCUGAACAUCCUAGAUCUGGUUGUCUUGGGUGUGGGCAGAAGCCUGGGAGCCGGUGUGUACGUCUUGAUUGGCUUCAUUGCCAAGCUCAUAGCUGGACCAUCAGUUGUCAUCUGCUUCUUGGUGGACUCCCUGUCUUCUGUGUUGUUCGGGCUCUGCUAUGCUGAGCUGGGGGCCCGGAUACCACGCUUUGAUUCUGUGUAUCUCCAUAGCUAUGUCAUCAUGGGACAACUGUGCACCUUUGUCAUUGGCUGGAACCUCAUUUUGUCCUUAUUUGUUGGCACUGCCUGUGUGGCCAAGGCCUGGAGCAUCGCCUUCGACAGCCUCACUGGGAACCACAUCUCUCAGGCGUUAGAAGGAACGUUCUCUCCGUAUAUGCCCUCUGUCCUCGCCACGUUCCCCGAAUUUGUCGCCCUGGGCCCACUGCUGCUGAUUACUGGAGUACUGGUUCUUGGAGUUCCUGUGUCAGCCUGGAUUAUCAAAGUGUUCACAAACUUGAAUAUUUUGAUUCCAAUCUUCAUGAUCAUCUCUGGCUUCAUUAAGGGAGACCUGCACAACUGGCAGCUCACGGAUCAGGACUACAGAAACACAUCUGGACCCAGUGACAUCUCUAGUAGCUUGGGCCCUCUGGGUUCUGGAGGGUUUGUGCCUUUUGGCUUUGAAGGGAUUCUCCAUGGAGCAGCUGUAGUUUUCAGAUCAUAUUUUGGUUUUGAUGUCAUUGUCACUAAAGGGAGAGAAGCUCGAAAUCCUCAGCGUUCCGUCCCCUUGAGCGUGGUGAUCUCCAUCUUCAUCUGCUGUUUGGCGUACUCGGGUGUCUCGGCGGCACUCACCCUCAUGGUGCGCUACUACCAGAUUCAUCACUACAAUCCUCGGCCACAGGCUUUCUUCCAUGUCGGGUGGGCCCCUGCUGGAUAGGUCACGGCUGUCGUCUUCCUAUGUACCCUUUUAUACAGCCUCCUUGGAGCCAUGUUUGUCUUGUCUCGGUUGAUCUGUGCAAUGGCAGAUGACGGGCUCCUUUUCCGGGGACUUGGCUGGAUCCAUGCCGGUACCCACAGCCCCAUCAUGGCCAUCCUGGCUUCUGAAACUCUUGCAGCAAUCAUGGCAUUACCCUUCGAGCUCUGUGAUAUUGUGGAAUUCAUGUUAAUUGGGAUCAUGCUUGUUUACACCUUUGUGGCUUUUUCUGUGCUUGUCCUCAGGUACCAGGCAGAUCAGAAUUUCAGCACAAGUAAGAAAACAGAGGAAGAAACUGAGAUGGGGCCUGUAAUUGAAAAAAGUGCUUCAGGAUCUAUACCUGAAGCAGGAAUGUCAAACUUUCUAAAGAGUCUGUGGUUCCCUGCCAGCACCAUCCUCACCCAGAAAUCUGGCCAGAUUGUCUAUGGAUGUGUCUUCCUGCUUGUUCUCCUGCUGAGCAUUCUGAGCCUGAUCCUGGCCCAGUGGCCCAGCCAGGUGUUCUCUGGAGACCCUGUGCUCACAACAGUGGCUGUGUUGCGGCUGCUGCUCAUCACUGGGGUCACUGUCAUCAUCUGGAGGCAGCCCCAGGACCCCUCUCCCCUUUAUUUCAAGGUCCCUGCUCUGCCUGUCCUCCCACUGGUGAGCAUCUUUGUGAACGUUUCCCUGAUGGUGCAGAUCACCUGUGGGGCCUGGGUCCAAUUUGGCAUCUGGAAUGCAAUUGGUAAGUGA